GUUUUGCGUAUCAUGGCGGCCUGCAGACGGUGCUGCUCAUGCCUCGGGCUCCGGCCCCGACCCUUGGGCAGUGGUCCUCUCGGUCUGCCAGGACGGUCUCGGGUACUUACCCCAUUGCAAGUACGAGCAUUAUGGGGUGAAACGGGGCCUCGAGCUGUCACCGUGGAUUUAGGAAGCAGAAAAUUAGAAAUAUCCUCUGGAAAACUGGCCAGAUUUGCAGAUGGCUCUGCUGUAGUACAGUCAGGUGACACAGCAGUGAUGGUCACAGCAGUCAGUAAAACAAAACCUUCACCCUCCCAGUUCAUGCCCUUAGUGGUUGACUAUAGACAGAAAGCUGCUGCAGCAGGUAGAAUUCCCACAAACUAUCUUAGAAGAGAAAUUGGUUCUUCUGAUAAAGAAAUACUUACAAGUCGAAUAAUAGAUCGUUCAAUUCGACCCCUCUUUCCAGCUGGCUACUUUUAUGAUACACAGGUCCUUUGCAAUCUGUUAGCAGUAGAUGGAGUUCAUGAACCUGAUGUCCUAGCAAUUAAUGGUGCUUCAGUAGCCCUCUCCUUAUCAGAUAUUCCUUGGAAUGGACCCAUUGGGGCCGUGCGAAUAGGAAUAAUUGAUGGAGAAUGUGUUGUUAACCCUACACGAAAAGAAAUGUCUUCUAGUACUUUAAAUUUAGUGGUUGCAGGAGCACCUAGAAGUCAGAUUGUCAUGUUGGAAGCCUCUGCAGAGAAUGUUUUACAGCAGGACUUCUGCCAUGCCAUCAAAGUGGGAGUGAAGUGUAGCCAGCAAAUAAUUCAGGGCAUACAGCAGUUGGUAAAAGAAAUUGGUGUUCCCAAGAGGACACCUCAGAAGUUAUUUAUUCCUUCACCAGAGAUUGUGAAACACAUUCAUAAACUUGCAAUGGAAAGACUUUAUGCAGUUUUUACAGAUUAUGAACAUGAUAAAAUUUCCAGAGAUGAAGCUGUUAACAAGAUAAGGUUAGAAACUGAGGAACAACUAAAAGAAAAAUUUCCAGAGGCUGACCCAUAUGACAUAAUAGAGUCCUUCAAUGUUGUUUCAAAGGAAGUCUUUAGAAGUAUUAUUUUGAAUGAGUACAAAAGGUGCGAUGGUCGUGAUUUGACUUCACUUAGGAAUAUAAGUUGUGAGGUAGAUAUGUUUAAAACUCUUCAUGGAUCAGCAUUAUUUCAAAGGGGACAAACACAGGUUCUUUGUACUGUUACAUUUGAUUCACUGGAAUCCAGUAUUAAAUCUGAUAGAAUUAUAUCAGCUAUAAAUGGAAUAAAAGAUAAGAAUUUCAUGCUGCACUAUGAGUUUCCUCCUUAUGCAACUAAUGAAACUGGCAAAAUUACUGGUGUGAAUAGAAGAGAACUUGGGCAUGGUGCUCUUGCUGAGAAAGCUUUGUAUCCUGUUAUUCCCAAAGAUUUUCCUUUCACCAUAAGAGUGACAUCUGAAGUCCUAGAGUCAAAUGGGUCAUCUUCUAUGGCAUCUGCAUGUGGUGGAAGCUUAGCAUUAAUGGAUUCAGGUGUUCCAAUUUCAUCUGCUAUUGCUGGUGUAGCUAUAGGAUUGGUCACCAAAACCAAUCCUGAGAAGAGUGAAAUAGAAGAUUAUCGUUUGCUGACAGACAUUCUGGGAAUUGAAGAUUACAAUGGUGACAUGGAUUUCAAAAUAGCUGGCACUAAUAAGGGCAUAACUGCACUACAGGCUGAUAUUAAAUUACCUGGGAUACCAAUAAAAAUUGUAAUGGAGGCUAUUCAACAAGCUUCAGUGGCAAAGAAGGAAAUAUUACAGAUAAUGAACAAAACUAUUUCAAAACCUCGAGCAUCUAGAAAAGAAAAUGGGCCUGUUAUUGAAACUGUUCAAGUUCCACUCUCAAAACGAUCAAAAUUUGUUGGACCAGGUGGAUAUCAUUUAAAAAAACUUCAGGCUGAAACAGGAGUAACUAUUAGUCAGGUAGAUGAAGAAACAUUUUCUGUAUUUGCACCAACACCCAGUGCUAUGCAUGAAGCAAGAGACUUCAUUAGUGAAAUCUGCAAAGAUGAUCAGGAGCAACAGUUAGAAUUUGGAGCAGUGUAUACCGCCACAAUAACUGAAAUCAGAGAUACUGGAGUAAUGGUGAAAUUAUACCCAAAUAUGACUGCAGUACUACUUCAUAACACACAGCUCGAUCAGCGAAAGAUUAGACAUCCUACUGCUCUAGGAUUAGAAGUUGGCCAAGAAAUUCAGGUGAAAUACUUUGGCCGUGAUCCAGCUGAUGGAAGAAUGAGGCUUUCUCGUAAAGUGCUUCAGUCUCCAGCUACAGCUAUUGUCAAAACUCUGACAGACAGAAGCAGUAUUGUAGUGGGAGAACCUGUUUCACAGUCGUCAUCUAAUUCUUCCUCCCCAUGAUUGUUUUAAGAGAAUUCUAGGAUGAUAAUCAACAGAGCAAAAUUCCAGGAGUAUCUUCUAAAAUGUAGAUUUAUAUAUAGUAUAAAUACAUUCUAAUUAUUUGUACUAAAA
Chrysochloris asiatica (Cape golden mole) is the source of this 2487-nucleotide messenger RNA. It is a transcript of the gene PNPT1, whose product is annotated as polyribonucleotide nucleotidyltransferase 1. NCBI's taxonomy places the organism in Eukaryota, Metazoa, Chordata, Mammalia, Afrosoricida, Chrysochloridae. The coding region runs from base 13 to 2376 and encodes 787 amino acids. The transcript has 28 exons. The record is from RefSeq and is a predicted model, not a curated record. Gene Ontology annotation, cellular component: cytosol; mitochondrion. Gene Ontology annotation, molecular function: 3'-5'-RNA exonuclease activity; polyribonucleotide nucleotidyltransferase activity; RNA binding. Gene Ontology annotation, biological process: mitochondrial mRNA catabolic process; mitochondrial RNA 3'-end processing.